CCGAAGCGCGCACCCGUCAGCGGCGAAGAGGAGAGGACAGAAGGCGGCAGAAAGACAAAUAAAGCCCAAUUAACCGAUUUUCCCGAGACCUGCUCACAAAAUACAGCCAAGAUGUCAGAGGAGAAGCCAAAGGAGGGAGUUAAAACAGAGAACGACCACAUCAACCUCAAGGUUGCAGGGCAGGAUGGAUCGGUGGUCCAGUUUAAAAUCAAAAGACACACACCCCUCAGCAAACUAAUGAAGGCGUACUGUGAACGACAGGGUCUUGCAAUAAGGCAGAUCAGGUUCAGGUUUGAUGGCCAGCCUAUAAAUGAGACGGAUACACCUGCACAGCUGGAGAUGGAGGAUGAAGACACCAUAGAUGUAUUCCAGCAGCAGACAGGCGGGCACUGCUAGGCCCUCCCCACCUCAUUGAAGGCCACCCUCAGACCACGCUCACUACCACCUUCACUGUCCCUCCCCUCUCCUUCCCUCCUCUUCAGCCUAUUAUUAUUAUUAUUAUUGUAAUUAUUAUUAUUAUUGUUAUUAUUAUUAUUAUUAUUCUUUUUCCCUUUAAAGAUGUCUAUCAUGGUUUCCGUCAGGUGUGGGGGGGUUGGGGGGGCAGGAUGGGAGGGGCUUCUCAGCUGAUUAUAUACUGUCUCAGCAAGGACUGAACUUUUGCGAGCUUCUACAGUCUCUCUGCUGGCCGAUCAGGACAUCAUUUUCUCCCUGUGCCGCUGCAGGGCUCUGAUUGAACCACCAUUGCUUCUCAUUCACUCUCCAGUGAAAGCUUACAGUCAUGGCCAAAAGUUUUGAGAAUGACACAAAUAUUACAUUUUCACAGAGUCUGCUGCUUCAGGGUUUUUAGGUGUUUUUCUCAGA
Notolabrus celidotus (New Zealand spotty) is the source of this 861-nucleotide messenger RNA. It is a transcript of the gene sumo3a, whose product is annotated as small ubiquitin like modifier 3a. Gene Ontology annotation, molecular function: protein tag activity; ubiquitin-like protein ligase binding. The transcript has 4 exons. The record is from RefSeq and is a predicted model, not a curated record. Bases 112 to 396 code for a protein of 94 amino acids. Gene Ontology annotation, cellular component: nucleus. Gene Ontology annotation, biological process: protein sumoylation. Lineage: Eukaryota; Metazoa; Chordata; Actinopteri; Labriformes; Labridae.